AUGGGUCAGAGGGUCGUAGGACCCGUCGAGUGGCAAGGACGGUCGGGGGGUAGGCGUAUGCCUAACCCUCGGCCCACCCAAGCUCCGAGGCGUGGUGCCGAGGACGAGCGGGGAAAGGACCCGGAGCCAGUAGUCACGUCGGACGAGAGCGAGCUGGAGUGGGAGGAGGACCCAAAGAAAGAGAUGAGGACCUGGCGGCUGAAGAGGGCCAGGAGCGGAACCGAUAACCGGAUCCUUCCGGGGACCGCGCCUGUGUUCGAGGAGGCGAGGCGGAACCCUAGAGGAAGCGGGGGGACGUCAGCAGCUAUAGCAAACGCCAUCGUGAAGAUGCGGAGACUGGAGGCCGACCUAGUGGUGGCCAUGGGAGCCCCGCAUCCGGAACGGAUGGCAGCGAGGGAGGAGUACGAGGCCGCCAAGGCAACGCGCGUCCGCAUGCAGCAGCGGGCAGCCAUGGCGGCCAUGCACGAAGUCCUGCAGAGGUCGAGGACCAAGGAGGAGGAGGAGAGAAGGUGGCUCCAGGAGCUCGAAAGGGCAGAGGAGGAGGAGUGCGCGGCAUGGGAGCUGGUCGCCUGGCACGAGGAGGGAGAAGCCGGUGGCAAAGGAAGAGAGGUACCCGCCACUCCGCGGUACAUACACUCGGAGGAAGUGAUGAAGGAAGAGACCCCGGAGCCGUCCCCACCCCCGUCACCCAUAGCGUCGGCGAGGAUCCCACCUACGCCCCGGCCACGGCACUGGCCACCCAGCCCCCCACCCAACCCGGUGCCGACCGCCCGUACACCCACGGCUCCACCCACCCAACCGGAACCCCAGGACCCCGUGGAAAACAAGGACCCUCCGACCCCGCAAGCCAGGAUGUCGCACCAAGUGCGGGAGUACUCCGAAGGAGGCAGACGAUGGCAGCAACAGGUCGUCACGUGGACAUGGCCGGUUGGCCCCGAAGUGCCCAAAGGAGAAGAGGCGCCGGUCCAUGGUGGUUGGGCUCCGCCAACUCCGGAUACUGCGGCCGAGCUGGAGAAGGGGCCAUGGGUGUGGCCAUCACCCAGGGACACCCCAAGGCCCGGACUCCAGCGUCAGUCAUCCGCUCCAGCGGUGGGUGUCCUCGCAUCCCGGCCGUCCUGGGUGCGGACGGCGUCUACAUCAGAGGUCCAGCGAUGGGCUCCGAUUCCGGAGGCGGAAUUGCCCGCGGAAAUCGUGGAUGAGCCGGUGAUCCGGGACGCCAAGCGCUGA
Drosophila teissieri is the source of this 1227-nucleotide messenger RNA. RefSeq names its product actin cytoskeleton-regulatory complex protein pan1-like. Bases 1 to 1227 code for a protein of 408 amino acids. The record is from RefSeq and is a predicted model, not a curated record. The transcript has a single exon. Lineage: Eukaryota; Metazoa; Arthropoda; Insecta; Diptera; Drosophilidae.